Molecule: messenger RNA, 672 nt
Organism: Purpureocillium takamizusanense
Lineage: Eukaryota; Fungi; Ascomycota; Sordariomycetes; Hypocreales; Ophiocordycipitaceae
Exons: 4
Coding region: 1-672 (223 amino acids)
Source: RefSeq, a predicted model, not a curated record
AUGCCGAAGAUUCAGGACGCCGCCGAAUUCGGCACUGCCGCUCUCGGCAAAUUCAAAAGCCGCUGGGACGAGCUUCUGGCCAACAUGACUGGAGGCAACGAAGAAGCAAUGCAGGCCGCUCGCACCGGAACAAUCAGAGUACUUCAGACUGCUAAGGGCCGCCUUGAGAACGGGGACGCAGAUGUCGAUGCUGUCAUCCAUGAUGCUAUAUCGCUCCUAAGAAAUGCUACCAGCAAGCUCAACCUCAACGACGUCGCCCGCGACGGACUCGGAAUGCUACGCGCCUUUGUUGACAGCCAUGACCUCAACAAAGUUUUCAAGACAUGGCUUGGAAGUCCAGCUAAUUCGAGCAGCAGCAACGGAAUAUUGCCGACGCGCUCUCUCGGCACACACCGUACCAUUUUAUCGGCCGUUUUUAGCAGAGACCUCAUGGAUCUCACAUCUCUUGGAACUGUCGCUCUUCAGAUGCUGCGUGGCUUUGCGGAUAAUGCAGAUUUAAACAACCUGGCAAAGCAGGCUCUUGACGCCUUGGGAGCGCUUCUGGGCACCGUAGACCUCAACCGACUGGUCGGGAAAACGACGACAGUUAUGGACAACGUCGUUGGAGGCGUCAACUUCAGUGAUAUAUUGAAAAGGGGGCUCGCGCUGCUGAUGCAGCUGCUUUCUAAGUAA